GGUCUUUAUCCUAAGGUAAGUGCUGACAUCUAUGGAACGUGGUACGCAUGCGCAAUAAUCUUUCUUUCCGACCAUUGCGAUUGAGCACACGUUGUCAAAAUGGCAGAUGAAGAAUUUCAAAGUGGUGAAUCUGGGGCAUCCCAGACCUACCCACAGCAAUGUUCUGCUCUUCGCAAAAAUGGUUUUGUUGUGAUAAAAGAUAAACCAUGUAAGAUUGUGGAAAUGUCAACAUCAAAGACUGGCAAACAUGGACAUGCUAAGGUGCAUUUAGUAGGAAUUGAUAUAUUUACUGGCAAGAAAUACGAAGAUAUAUGUCCAUCUACACAUAACAUGAAUGUACCAAAUGUGAACCGCAAGGAAUACCAGGUGAUUGACGUUACUGAUGAUGGUUUUGUUAGUCUGAUGCUUGAUUCUGGAGACACACGUGAUGACCUUAAGGUUCCUGACAGCGAUGUUGGCAAAGAACUAAAAGAAAAAUUUUCCAACGAUAGUAACCUCCUAGCAACAGUCCUGUCAGCCAUGGGUGAAGAAGUUAUUGUAUCUGUUAAAACCAAUGAGAAGUAAUUACUAGCUUAACGUCUUCAUAUAUUGGACAAUGACUAGAAUAAGAAAUUACCCAAUUGUCUUCUUGGAAAGUAUAGGAUACUGGAUUGAUAAUCAAUCACAUUUCAACUGAUUUGGAUUUAUGGCUGGUUAAUAUUAUAUUACAAAGUGCUAUUUUUGAUUUAUUUUUUUCAUUGGAGUCCUAAGAGUCAUUAAUUGUUUUAAAAAAAAUGUUUAUUUGUUACCAACAAACGAGCAAUAGUGCUAACUUCAUGAUGGCCGGGGAGAAUACAGAUAGAAUGACGGCUGCGAACUUGUGAUACACAUACGAGUAAAUGACAAUAUUUUAUUUUUUACGAUAGCCUGUUCUAACUGUGAAAAGUAUAUACAAUUAUUAGGGGGAAUAAGAAAGAACAAACUACAGCUCUCUACUGUAUUAAGCAAAAAGUUUUUAAAAUUUGAAUAUAAAACUAUUAAAAAAGAAUACUAAAUAAAUAUUCCUCUGGUUUGUUUGGACUCUUAUUGUAGCUAGUGUGAGUACUUGAAAAUUUAACAAAGACGUACAACAUGAUUAAUGCAAACUAUUUUCUUGUAUUACUCUCCUACUUUUCAGUUAAGUAUACUCCAAAAUAUGUUUUAUUUAAAUCUUAAAAUUGGAUGUUGUAAAUUAUAUAACGAUUUUUUUUGCCAUUUAUGCAUUUCAAUUUACAAAUACUCUUGAAGUCUGUUGUUUUUAUCUAUUUUUCAGUUAUUUAUUGAUAAAAAGGUCUUGAAAAGUUGACUUAUUAACUAAUUGAUGAAAUUAUAUAUUGAUUUUACGUUUAAUGCCUUUACAAAUGAUUCUAACAUCUAGUGAAUAAACAUUACAUGAAAGCAUGUGUAUCUAUAUAUAAUUGAAGAAUUUGAUUAAUAUUACUGAAAUAUUUAUAAGGCAUAAGGUUGUAGUAAAUAUGCCUUUUAAAUAAGUUUGAUGAAUUUAGAAAGAAUUUUAACCAAGUUCAACCCAUCCUAAAUUUCUGAAAUAAACUUAUCCAGUGUCCAUUUUGGGUAUACUGAAUUUAUGAGAAUAUGAAGGUAGCACACAGUAUAGAGGUAGGUCAGGAUGCACCAAGUGUGUAAGCUGGCCUAACUACAAACUAGUUUUCUUUUCUGUUUUGUCUUCUGUUACUGUAAACACUAUAACAUUAUCUCUUCUGAGUGAUCUUAAGUUUGAUUUUGAGAAUGGAAGGACUUGUUUGUAAGAAGAACACAAGACUUGUUGCAAUUGGUUCUUGUAUUUUCUUAAUUCCAGGGAUAUAUGCAAGCUUUGUUAAUGUGCUCAUGAAGUGUUAAAUCAUUAGCUAUUUACAAAAUUGAGCCGCGCCAUGACAAAACCAACGUAAUGCAUUUGCGACCAGCAUAGAUCCAGACCAGGCUGUCAGAUCAGGAUCCAUGCUGUUCACUUACAAAGCCUAUAACAAGUAGAGAAACUGAUAGCAAACAGUAUGGAUCCUGAUCUUGGUCCAUGCUAGUCGCAAACCCAUUAUGUUGGUUUUGUCAUGGUGCAUCUCAAAUGUUCAUAAAGUAAUCUUAAUUAAGCCAUUGAUUGCUUUUGAUUUACACAUGAAUGUUGUGUUGAUUUAAGGUGUAUAAACUGUCAUAAUGACUUGUAUGUACUGCAGGGGUUCUUUUCCUAUAUAUGACAAAAGCAUCUCCAAAUAAGAAAUAUAAAAUCGCUUAAUCCUGCAUUGUUUUCCGAGAAUUACAAAGCAUUCCGUACUUUCCCUCGGCUGAAACUUUAGCUGCUUGUCCUAGGCUAAUAUGGAAGGGACUUGUUGGUGCUCUUUUAAUCUUGUAAGGAAGAGAAAUCCUGCAAUGCACAAUUAAUAUAAGAGACCAAAAAAACUGCUUUUAAGAAUUGAAACAUUAAACUGUGUACAUUAAAUUUGAGAAAAAAAUAUGUAGGCAUGCAUUUAAUGAUUUUUGAUGUGAUUUAACGAAAUUUGUAUUUCACUGAUUAUGAUCAAAGGAAAUAGUUUUAAUUGAUUUUAAAAAGAUAUCUAAUAAUUAUGCAGUAAAGAAAAUGAAUAAGCUGAUUGAAAAAAGUACAUUUUUGUAAUUACAAUUGAGUUGCCUUA
Ruditapes philippinarum (Manila clam) is the source of this 2660-nucleotide messenger RNA. Its product is annotated as eukaryotic translation initiation factor 5A-1-like. Gene Ontology annotation, molecular function: ribosome binding; RNA binding; translation elongation factor activity. The transcript has 5 exons. The record is from RefSeq and is a predicted model, not a curated record. The coding region runs from base 100 to 564 and encodes 154 amino acids. Lineage: Eukaryota; Metazoa; Mollusca; Bivalvia; Venerida; Veneridae. Gene Ontology annotation, biological process: positive regulation of translational elongation; positive regulation of translational termination.